Molecule: messenger RNA, 5788 nt
Organism: Linum trigynum
Lineage: Eukaryota; Viridiplantae; Streptophyta; Magnoliopsida; Malpighiales; Linaceae
Source: the annotation of a GenBank genome assembly
AUCUCAGGCAAGCCAAUCCAACAUCAAUCAUUCACCACUAAAGAAGGAGCUGAACAAGCCUUGGAACAAUCACACAAGGCACUAGCCAUGAAGAAACCAGUAUCAUCAUCAGAAUGACCAUUCAAGAUGAUUCUGAAAAUCCCCAGCGUAAAAAAGAUCCCAACCACAAAGGAAAAAUAAGAAAUCAAGAAGUCAACAUUCUAGACAUUCAACAUCAAUUGGAAUAUUUUAGUCAACUACGAAGAAAAAUACACCACCAUGGGAUUUUAUCCAGUUAUUAAAAGGAGGACCUAAGGUCGUUCUCACAGAGAAAGCCUCACCAUUGCUAGUCCAUGAAUUCUAUCAGUAUGGACUAAUCGACACCAUCUACACUACCACUAUGAAAACCUUUGAAGAAUUUCCAAUCAAGAUUAAGGUAAUUAACGAAAGAUAUUUCAAAUCCUUUGCAAAUGGAAGAGAAAUAUUCCUUAAGUACACAUCAAGUUACCCAAUAUUUGAUGAAGAGAUCAUAUCCUGAAGACAAAAGCAGUAAUUAAAAUCAGAGUAUCAAACAGUGGCUAUCCAACAAGGGACGAUCUCAGAGACUACGAAAAGAAACCAGAUUAUCAUAACAAGGGAUUAAUGACUGCCUGCGGAACAUUAACCAACAUCAACCCUGAAAGCAAUAUCAUGGUUAACUAUAGUAGCAAUAACAUUAUCAUCAUCAGUAGUAUACAGAAUAUAAUAUCAGCAGAAGAAUGGACAGUUGUUACAAAGAUGACGGAAGAUUUCACAAAACUGGAAGGAUCACUGGCCCCAUUGCUAGAAAAUGUUAAGAGACAGCUGUGUGAUGCACUCAGUUUUUAUGAGAAUCACCUUUGUACCAUGUGCACAACAUCCCGUUCCAGUGUUAAAGACUAAAGAAGAAUCAAGGACAAUAAUGUGGGAAAAGAGAAAUUGGGUGGCCAACUACCCUUAAACUUCAACAAUUGUAUCUUUUCAUUAUGCCCUACUGCUAAUGGCUUUAUGCACUUUGUGAUGUAAGCAAUGACGAUUUCUCGCUACCCCUUCCACUAUAAAUAAGGGAGUGAUGACUCGGUAUUUGCACAUGUUUUCCCCUUUGUUUCUUGAUUGUUUGAGCUUGAAUUAUUGCGUCUUUGGCCUAUUUUAUGCUAGGUUGUGUUCCUUUGUCACAUUUCAGGUCCUAGCACAUAAAGUGAAGCAUAGGCGCAAGUUUCAAGUCAAUCAGAGAUCAAUUGACGAUUCGAGAGAAGAAACUCGGGCAUGACCUGAAGAGGAAUGGAUUUCUACCUCACUUUAUGGACAAAGAAUGCAAGCUUGUUAUGAAACGAAAGAGGACAAGACUACGAGCGUCUGGGAUCAAACGGCGACUGAUUCGGAGUCUGGACGAGGGAGAAACAAAGCAUUAAACAGAGGCUGAGCAAGUCACACGGGCAGAGCAGAAAAUCUACACGGCCGUGCAAGGUGAGCUGCACGGUCGUGCGACCCUGGCCGUGCAAGAAGCCUGGAAUUCAACUAAUUGAUACGCUGCCUUUUGACUCGCACGGGCAACUGGAUGAGCUGCACGGCCGUGCGGCCUGCCCGUGUGAGUCGGGAAUUGCUGUUUAAAACCCGAUUUUCAGCCAAAGGAAAGGGGAGAGCUGGGUUUUGGAUCCCAAACACCCAAGGGAGGAACCAAAAAGAGAGAGGGCGAUCUGAGGGAAUUCUAAGAGUGGAAUUGGAGGAUUUCUUCGCCUUGGAAGCUCGAGGAACAAGCCCGGACUUGAAGACUGAUCAUCUGAAGAUUCUUACUGCAGUCUCUUUCUUCUCUAUGGAGUAACUUCCCUUCACUUAGGUUUUGAGGAACCCUAGCUAUGUUUGUUUGAUUGGAUGAUUGUAUGAGUACUCUGACUUGAUAAUCUUGAGUUCAUAUUCAAUCUAUGCAUCUUUUCAUGAUUCAAUUCUGCUUUAGUCGAGAUUAUUGAUUCUGCUUUGAUCCUAUGAGAGGGAAUACCUGAUUAGGUCAAUAGAGCACCAUAGAUUGAUAGUAGUGGAUCGAUUGCUUUAGUCGAGGGUUGAUUCACUGCUUUGUAUCGAUUGAGAACCUCAUUCGAUAGAGGGAAUCUAGUUCAGAACGCCUUGAUCGGUUGUUCUAGAGAAGGAUACGUCCCUCUAGGCAAUUGACUCAAGAGGGCCUUGUUCCUUUAGUCGAGACUCAAGGUCUAGUCAAGGAUUCUCCGCAUUGUGAAUGAAAGUGAAACAAGUUAGAAAUCAGCAAUCGUUAGUCUGGCUAGUGGCUAGGGGGAAUCAUACCUAAGUGAGUUCCCAACCUGUAAUUAGAUUAACUUUAACUGUAGUUUGCUAGAGUAGUUUUAGUUCUUUCAUCUUAAUCUGGUUUGCUAAAUAAUAAAGUGAAGCUGAGUAAUAAUAACUCUAGAGACCCGUGGAUUCGAUAUUUAUCACUUGAGCCACUAUACUACAGUCCCUUCCAUUGGUUCCACUUGGCCAUUGUUAGGUGUUGUGUCAUAGCGAGUCAAGUUUUUGGCGCCGUUGCCGGGGACUUUCUAGAGUAUUAGGAAAGACAGAAGUUUGUUACUUUAGAGUUUUUCUUUUCUUUUCUUUUCCACCCUUGCUUUUCACUUGGGUGUUUUUGUUUUUGUUGGUGCAGAUCUGAAUCAUGGAUCCUAAUGGCUUCUCCACUCAUUGGGGGUAUCCACCACCAUCCGGGUGGUAUUACCCCGAGACUCCCUGGAGCAAUCAAGGAGGAGAAGACUAUGGAUUCGGGUUCCAGUACCAACCCCCUUACUACGGAGAACAACCGGACCCCUGGGCAUAUCAAGAACAACCUCAUUACCAAGAAGAAUUUCUUCCACAACCAGAAGGGCCAUCGGCGCUGGAGUUACCCAUGGCGGCCUUCACGGGCCAUUCUGCAGAGCCAUGCUACACUCCACAGCCAGAUCCACACUACGAAUUAAGGCUUCUUAUGGAGAGAUCAUGCUCCAUGAUGGAUCAUUGUGUCCAGGCCUUUCGUGAAACAGAGGAGAUCCUCCUGAGCCUUAAGAAGAGUGUCGAUGAUCUUGAGCGAUCUUUGGCACAACCUGCUCCAGAUCACCCUUCUGCUACCAUACAAGAAGAGGAGGAGGACGAAGAAGGCUACAAGGACAUUGUGGAGCACACUGAAGUUGUCACGGAGAGCUCCCGUGAUGAUCAUGAUCAGGAGUGUCAUGUCGUAGCCGACCACACCUUCCCACACCCCAAACUGAGCUUUGAAGAGGCGGGCUUGAGUGAGGAGAUGCAAGAAGAUCUCAUGAAAGAAAUUGCUUGGCAACUUGCUCUCCAAUCCGUGCUAGAAGAAGAAGAGCAAGAAAGGGUGCAGAAAGAAGUUGUGGAGGAUGACGAAAGUGAAGCAAGAGGAGUUCUUGAUCAUUUCCCAGGGGUGAUACCACAUGAAGAAGGAAGGGAGGUUGAAGAAGACAUUUGCGUCCAGGCUGAGGAUGGAGUUAAGGUGGAAGAGGCCUGCACCGGCCAUGAGUUACAUGUGAUAUCUCCACCAAACUUCGAGGAACUGCUUAGCAAGGACCCAUUUGCAGUGUCUCUUUGCCAGACCAAGGUCACAUCAACAUCGGUCCCUCUUGGUGGACGCGAUGGUGGCCAAUCGAUGCUGUCAUAUCUGGUUUGGGGCAAUGAGACGAGAGAAGAGAAGAAGAGGUCUCGAGGGUGGAGACUUCAUCUGCAUCAAGUACAUGAGCCUUCAUCACCUGCCACACCACAUGCUCGUGAAUUGCGACUCCACCUCAUUGACGAGAACCUCAACUUCAAGGAGGUUCUAGCAUGGACCGAAACUUAGGAGCCAUCGUCCGGCUCACAACGUGAAAGAAGCGCUUGUUGGGAGGCAACCCAACCAGUAGGUUUGCAUAUCUUUCUCUAUUUCUCCUCGGUUGAGUCAGUUUUGCUAUUUGAUUUUAGAGUCAAUAACUCAACCUUUGUGAGAUUUUGUGUGGUGUUUGUGUCCUGAUUACUCUCUCUUUCUAGAAUGCCCCACCUGACACGUUCAUCAUCAUUCACCCUUGAUCUGGUAACUUCGUUCUACCCUCCUUAUCUUUCCUCCAUUGAGGACAAUGUCAUGCUUAAGUGUGGGGGGGGGGGGGGUGUUCGAUUAUUUAUGCGGGUGAAUGUUUGGCUGUUUGUGUGCUUGGAGCCUAGUCCACUGUCCAAAUUUUUAAAUUUGAGGGCUCCAAGUACGUGUUUCCUUGCAAAUUGCCUGCUCAGUAUGCUUUGAAUUGACAGUCUUUAUAGUAAUCUGCAACCUAGGGAGGUAGUGUAGCACUAUGGAGGAUGUUGAUGCAUUUAAGAAGUCUCAUUUCUUCUUCAUAUUGUGUUGGUUGAUUGAGUGAAUUAGUGAUCUUAGGACCCUUGAAUUUUGUGGUGUUGUGGAUUCUCUACCUGUCAUGGACUCUUGUAUCAUGUUUUGAAAAUAACAGGUGCUCGAAAAUGUGCUGAAAAAUAACGUCUCCCGUGCGAAUAGGGCGAAAGUGUGUAAGGGGAGACGGGAAUUCGUUCCCAAUUUCCACCUAAUACCUCCAGCCCCCUUACAUGUCUUUCCCCCGCACGAGGCUCGAGACAUCCGCUCCUGGCAUGGCCGGUAAGAGCAGGUUGGGACCCUUGGAAAAAAAAACCAGAAAACAAGCAAAACAGAAAAGAAAAGGGGUUCCAACCAUCUUCAAGAAGAAAAUAGAGCACCUUGAAAAAUGUGAGUCCAUGAUCUUUUGUUUUUGAGAAUCUCUUCAUCCACAAUUCAUUUGUCCUCUGUUCACUAUUUGCCAUGAUGCCGACUCGAUACUAGUGCUCUCGCCGAAGAAGCUAUGAGAUGACUUGUGUGUCGGUUGGCCUCGUAAGCUGCUAAAUGAUCUAGGAAGUACUCUACCUACGAUCUGGGUUGUUUGAUAGACCGUUAGUUACACAUGUUUUCACCCCUGUUCUUACACCCUUUGAGAUGUGGUUUCUCGUGUUUUAGACCGAUUUCACGCUAGGUUGUGCUUUUUUGGGAUAUUUCAGGUCCUGGCAAGUGAAUGAAGGUUUAGGAGCGAGUUCGGGGUCGAUUGGGCGAAGAUCGGGCACGAGGCAUGUCACAAAGGAAGUCGCACGGGCACACCCACAACCCACACGGCCGUGCAAGUGACCAGUUUGGCCGUGUGGGAUUGUGUGAGAGCAAACACGGGCAGAGCAGAAAAUCCACACGGCCGUGCAAGGUGAGCUGCACGGCCGUGCGACCCUGGCCGUGUAAGAAGCCUAGAAAUCAACUAAUCGAUACGCUGCGUUUUGACUCGCACGGGCAACUGGGUGAGCUGCACGGCCAUGCGGCCUGCCCGUGUGAGUCGGAAAUUGCUGGUUAAAACCCGAUUUUCAGCCAAAGGAAAGGGGAGAGCUGGGUUUUGGAUCCCAAACACCCAAGGGACGAACCAAAGAGAGAGAGGGCGAUCUGAGGGCAUUCUAAGAGUGGAAUUGGAGGAUUUCUUCGCCUUGGAAGCUCGAGGAACAAGCCCGGACUUGAAGACUGAUCAUCUGAAGAUUCUUACUGCAGUCUCUUUCUUCUCUAUGGAGUACCUUCCCUUCACUUAGGUUUUGAGGAACCCUAGCUAUGUUUGUUUGAUUGGAUGAUUGUAUGAGUACUCUGACUUGAUAAUCUUGAUUUCAUAUUCAAUCUAUGCAUGUUUUCAUGAUUCAAUUCUGCUUAAGUCGAGAUUAUUGAUUCUGCUUCGAUCCUAUGAGAGGGAAUACCUGAUUAGGUUAAUAGAGCACCAUAGAUUGA